Molecule: messenger RNA, 2521 nt
Organism: Megalopta genalis
Lineage: Eukaryota; Metazoa; Arthropoda; Insecta; Hymenoptera; Halictidae
Source: RefSeq, a predicted model, not a curated record
CGAACUGCCAAAUUAAUCUAAUCGAAUCCAUGCGAAGUCAGUAUAUAAGCCGGACCGCGAGGACUAGCAAGCAUCAAACAAUCGAGUUCACUCACAGCAGCAACAAGAUGAAAUUCAUAGUCGCAGCUUUGGCCAUCCUGGCCGUGUCCAGCCCCAUCAAUGCCUACAAGCUUCCGCGAGUGGGUACUGGCGUUCUCGCCGACACCCUGCAGGACUUCAUGGACCUCAUCCCUGUAGACAAAAUCAUGUCGAUCGUCAUGCAAUACCUGGCUGAAGACAAGGAAUUCGGUACGCUGGUCACCUUCUUGAAAGGACCCGAAUUCAAAGCUCUGAUCCACGACGCUGAGUCUUUGCCCGAGGUCGUCGACCUCCUGAACUACGGACAGAAGAACGGUCUUGACGUCUACCAGAUCGUGAACAAGAUAAACAACUUCAUCGGCCUGCCAGCCCUGACGCCACCCAACACCUUCGGAACCAUGAAGAUCACCGGAGGAAUCCGCGGCUUCUUGGACGAUGUUGAAGCUCUGAUCCCUGUUGACAAGAUCAAGGAGCUCUACCACAAGAAGAUGGCCACCUCCAAGGUGUUCGUCGACUUCAUGGCGAAACUCAGGUCCCCGCAGGCACAGACGAUCGCCAACGCUAUCGCCGCCAACCCCAACCUGAAGGUCCUCCUCGUGAAGGCCAAGAAAGUCGGCGUCGACACCGGGGCUGUCAUCCAGUUCUUGGAGACGUUCCUUGGCAUCAAGAUCAACAUCACUAUGAGAAUCCAGCUGGCAGCCCUCACCGCUUUUCUCGCGCUCGCCUCGAGCUGCAGCGCGCUGCCUUCUUUCGGGGAGGGUCCGCUCUACGAUGACGUGAUGUACUUCACGAACAUGGUACCGCUGAAGAAGAUCACAACUAUCGCGGUGAAGUACGCCGCGGAGGACCGCGAGUUCCAAGAGCUGAUAAAGUACGUGAAAUCCAACGAUUUUAAGCAGAUGGUAGUGGAGGUCGAAGCCAUCCCAGAGUACCACGUCUUCGUGAAAUACAUGCAAGAUAACGGUGUCUACCUGGCUGACCUGACGAACAGGUUGAACAAACUGCUGGAAAUACCGGCCUUCGUUCCGAUGGACGUGUUCGCGACGAACGGUCUCAAGGGCUUCUACGACGAGAUCAAGGCUGAGGUAAACUACGACCUGUUCAUCCACGGCUACGUCUACAAAAUGAGGACUUCCGCGGCAUUCCGUGGUUUCGUCGCUCACCUGAAGUCCGGCAAUCACCAGAAGUUCAUCAACGCUCUGUACGCGAACCAGAAAUACUUGAACUUCCGCAACAUGAUCCAGAGCAAAGGCAUCGACGUCGCCCUGAUCGAGGAUGUCAUCUACACCGUACUGGGCAUCGAAUUCCCCAACCUUAAAUUCGUCGUAGCCGUCCCGUUCUCCAACCCUCAACUCGGCCAGGACGUCAGAGACUUCAUCGCUUUGUUGGACAUGAACAAGAUCAUGAAUAUCGUGGCGUCCUACUUGGACGACGACCAGGUUCGGACCGCCAUGACGUACAUGUACAGCGAUGAGUUCCACGCGCUCGUCCGCACUGUAGAAGCAAUGAAGGAGUACCAAGGGUUCGUCCUUUACCUCGAAGACGCUGGACUCGACAUGUUCGGCUUUCUGCAGCAGAUUCACCAGAUCUUCGGCAUGGAGGACUACGUCCCGCCCAAGCCUCAACUCUACUUCGGUGCCACCGUCUUCGUCAACAAGGGUGGGAUCAAGAAAUUGGUCAACGACGUGAUCGCUGUACUGCCCCUCGACAAGAUCAAGGCUCUCUACUACGAGAAAAUGGCCACCUCCGAGGCAUUCAGGAACUUCAUGGCGAAGGUCCGAUCCGACGACUUCAAACAUAUCGUGAACCUAAUGUACAACACGCCUAUCUUCCUCGAGAUGAGGGCCAAGAUCAUCGCCGCUGGAAUCGAUCUUGAACCGCUCAAGGAACUCGUCCAGAAGGUCAUCGGUUACGACCUCCCUAAUGUGCCCUACUACUACUUAUACUAACGACCCAAUCUGGAUUCUGUCUCGCGAUUUGAAUCCGGCGGCUGCUCCAUACCACUGUGAAAUUACUUUUUGAAAUUGCGUAGAGUAUUUAAUAAAUUUGCGGCGCAUAUAGUAGUCCUUUAUCUUAUUGUACCUGUAGUACCUGCUUGUCACUUGACAAGCCUAAUCGUUGAGAUCACAAUGGGCGAUGUUCGCCUUGCUGUAACUUUGUCAAAAAUGGAUGGAGGGAGAUCAAACUGGGCUCAUCUUGAAGGGUGAAGCCUCUGGUUUUAACAUCUUGCGUUGCUCUUUGUUAGAGGAUCAUUUUGUACUAAUAAAUGAGCGGCAAAGUCAAGAUGAUUUCUUUUCUUGAACAUUUUUUUUUUCUGUCGAUUCUCCAUGACAAAGAUUGCGGUGUUUUCAAGCUCAUUUUAUGGAAGAACGUAACAAUUAAUGUGAAGAUAGAAAACACGGUGUAAUUUUAUUUGUUGGCUUUAAUAAAUGAUUCUAAUACA